Aphanomyces invadans is the source of this 615-nucleotide messenger RNA. RefSeq lists its product as hypothetical. Gene Ontology annotation, molecular function: protein binding. The transcript has 3 exons. The coding region runs from base 1 to 615 and encodes 204 amino acids. Lineage: Eukaryota; Oomycota; Saprolegniomycetes; Saprolegniales; Verrucalvaceae. The record is from RefSeq and is a predicted model, not a curated record.
AUGCGCAGGCAACUCCUACACGAAGCGUCUGUCGCCGGAAGCAUCGCUCAAGUGGACGCCUACCUCCGUCAGCCGCAGGCAUCCAUCAACGACACCCUCGGUGAUAAAUGGACUGCGCUGCACCAUGCCGUGCAGCACGGACACUUGGACCUCUUUCGUUACUUGAUCACCUUACCUGACAUCGACUUGGACGCCAAGACCUUAGCUGGAACGUCACCUCUCGCACUGUCGAUAUGUCGCCACAAUCUCACUAUGAUCGAGGCGUUGGUGGACGCAGGCGCUAGGAAAGACAGCAUCGUCUGCUUGUAUAAAGACGGAAGUAGUAGGGAUAGACGUAUACCGAGUCGACUGCUCCACAAGCUAUCGCCGCAGUGGUCCCCCAUCUGGACCCCCAUGCUCCACCGGCGGCUUCCUCGACUGCAGCGCAAAGUGAUCUACACCCUCCUCCUUGUCAACAAUGCGUGCCAUCGAAGACGCAGUUGGCGCGAAUGGCUUCGCAAGCUUGACGUUUUGGCGAUUUGGCCAGCGACGCCGUACCUUCCUCCGUGUUCGUGGCGCUAUCUGCCGCUGCCGAUCCUCCAUCUCGUGUUUGAGUUCUACGCAUGGAUCGAUUGA